AAGAGACUUGCAACAAGUGCGAAAUACAUCGUGACACAAAGCUCACGUUGACGGCAUAAUUUUGACGUGGACGUCAAUACAACAAUGGCGGAUGCUGUGGAGGAAGUUCUUCAGGGCAGCUGGGACCAGGAUCUGGCCGAGGCCCUGGACUCCGGGGGGUCGGACACAGAGAUGGAGAGGGCCGCCAUCCAGGUCCAGGAGCCGGCUGAACCGAAGGCCAAGCUCUGGAAGAUCGCCCUGAACGUGGCCGGCAAGGGAGACAGCCUGUCUUCCUGGGACGGCCUCCUGGAUCUCCCGGAGCAGACACUCAUUCACAACCGCAGCCAGCAGCUGAUCCAGCAGCUGGGCGUGUCCGAGGAGGAGGGAAGCGCCAUGGUGUCGGACGUCGAGUCGGUCAUUACGUUCUACUGCAAGUCCAGGAACAUCGCGUUCACCCCCGACCUGGCCUGGCCUCACCUGCUCAAGCCCCUGCUGGGCCUCCAGCUGACCCGCAGCGAGCUCUACAACUGCUUCUACGCCAUCAUGAACAAGUACAUCCCCCGGGACUGCGUGUCGAAGGGUCGUCCGUUCCACCUGUACAGGCUGCUGCUGCAGUACCACGAGCCGGAGCUCUGCUCCUUCCUGGACACCAAGAAGGUCACCCCAGACUCCUACGCCAUCGACUGGCUGGGCAGUCUGUUUGCCAGUCACUGCCCUCCUGAGGUCACCCAGGCCAUCUGGGACAUCUACCUCCAUCAGGCCGACCCCUUCCUCAUCUUCUUCCUCAUGCUCAUCAUCCUCGUCAACGCCAAAGAUAACGUCCUUGGACAGGAAGCGGACAGCAAGGCUGACAUCACCAAGAUGUUGCUGGAGUCUCCCGCUCUUCUGGAGGUUGAGGACAUUGAAGACCUCUUCUCCCUGGCCCAGUACUAUUACAGCAAGACACCUCUGUCCCUCAGAAAGGAGAACCAGAACCUGUUCGGCAGCAGUUUGGUGGCUCUGAAGGAGGAGGACAUGGACCUCAGCCAGGCGCUCUGCCUCCCCGUGUCUGUACCCGAGAUCCUGCAGGCCAACCACCUCCAGCAGCAGGACGGAGUGCGGUUCUUUGUGGUCGACUGUCGGCCCGCAGAGCAGUACAAUGCAGGACAUCUCUCCACAGCCUUCCAUCUGGACUCAGACCUGAUGCUUCAGAACCCGUCAGAGUUCGCCCUGUCGGUCAAGUCUCUGCUGGAGGCCCAGAAGCAGUCUCUGGAGUCUGGCUCGGUGGCCAGUGGAGAGCACCUGUGCUUCAUGGGCAGCGGGAGGGAGGAGGAGGACAUGUACAUGAACAUGGUGCUGGCCCACUUCCUGCAGAAAAACAAGGAGUACAUCAGCAUCGCAAAAGGCGGGUUCAUGGCCCUCCAGCAGCACCUGGCGGACAUGAACGUGGAUGGUCUUGACAGCUCUUACGUCCACUGGAUAGUCAGUACGUCUGGCUCCCACAGUAGUCUGAGCUCGGCUGAUGGGGAGUCUUUUGGGAGCGCAGGGGAGGGAAAAGGGGUUAAGUCCCUGGUAAACAAGAUGACCUUUGCCCUCAAGUCCAAGUCUGUGAACGUGAAGGAGAAGAUGAUCAGCUUUAUAGAGAACACUUCCACACCCGUGGACAGAAUAUCUUUCACUCUGCCCUGGCCAGAGAAGGGGAUACUAGAUCGACAUGUGAGCAGCAGCGACCGGGUGGGGAAGCCGUACAGGGGGGUGAAGCCUGUCUUCAGCAUCGGAGACGAGGAAGAGUACGACACAGACGAGAUCGACAGCUCGUCCAUUUCGGACGACGACAGGAAGGAGAUCGUCAACAUCCAGACGUGGAUCAACAAGCCGGACGUGAAGCAUCACAUUCCCUGCAACGAGGUCAAGGAGACGGGUCACAUGUUCCCAAGUCACCUGCUGGUAACGGCCACCCACAUGUACAGCCUGAGGGAGAUCGCCUCGCGGAAGGGCUUCGCCUACAUCCAGUCGAGGCAGCCGCUCAACUCCGUGGUGAAGAUCACCUCCAAGAAGAAGCAUCCGGAACUCAUCACCUUUAAGUUCGGCAGCAACAACACGGCCGGAGUGGAGAUCUCUGCGGUUGAGAGGUAUCUAAUUCCAAACGCAGGCGACGCCACCAAGGCCAUCAAGCAGCAGAUCAUGAAAGUUCUGGAUGCCCUCGAGAGUUCCUAAGCAGAGAGAGGCUGUAGGGGCACCCUGGAUGUCCAGAAGAAGACCUGCUGCAGAGGGGGGGGGGGGGGGGGGGUGUGUAUGUCAGCUGAAGGGAGGAUGUGGUGUGUGUGUGUGUCAGCUGAAGGCAGGAUGUGCCCCCGCCUCUCCUCUCGGGACACCUCCCAGCUACAGUGACGGUUCACCUCUCCCAUUCCUGGGGACACGGGGUCAUGGAGGUCAACGGAUGACCUGAGGAAACGUUGGACUGUGCUUAUUGAAUAGUGUUGCUCCCCGUCACUAUUCUCCUCAUACUAAUUAAACUAGGUUAUGUUUGAAUUUACUUUACAUUUUCUUUAUUUGUGGGGAGGGAAAUAACUGUCAAAAGGUGGGUUAUGAUUGCAUUACAGGGUUCUGUCUAGCCUUAAAUCGAGCCCGAUUAUCUUCCAGUGUCACACAUGCAGAAAGGUCCUGCAACAUUGGGCCACCGCGGGCCAGUAGCUGUUUCCUUGUUUAUCAUAGGACUUAAAGAUGUCACAACUGUCCACAUGGAAACAGUCAUUAGAAAUGUAAGCAGUGUUUGGAUCAGGAGACCAGUAUUGUUGCUUAAGUCCAUUUAGAGUUUUCAACUCAAGGAUCUAAAAUGGAUUGGUGUUUUCCCAUUGGUCAGUCUCUUAUACAACAGUGUCUUGGUUUGUUAGAUUCCAGCUUUGAAAAUAAAGGUGAUUCACAUAAAUUAUUUGUUAAAGAAAUGGAGUGCUAAGGAGUUAUUAGACUAGCGAACGACUCCAUAUUAUUUGGAUUAAUAGCAGCACAAUUUUCAAUAGUCUUCUCUGUAUUUUCAAAUAUGAAAGAAUAUCGUUAAAGGCUGAGUCUGCACAUGUCACAGGGUUCAGUUCAAGUCCAUUCUCUAGUCAAUCUGGUUUAGAAACUUGUUUGAUGUAACGUGACAACUGUUUUUGAUACUUGUCCUUAAGGAAGUUUUUAUUUCCAGCUCACAGCCUUAAAUAGAAAUUAUUUGAGGAUGUUUAUAAAUAUGUACUGUAUAUAUUGUAAACUGCUCCAUAUCAAAAACAGAUAUUUGCAACACUUUGAACUCUUGGUGUAUCCAGACAGUACUGAUAUGCGGUUGAUAUUUAACCGGUUGCUGACUAGUCCGACCAGCCUCCUCUUGAGGGUCUCCUGUUCAUUGACUAAAGUGUAAACCAUUUAUAAAGUGUUUAUGAAACCC
Messenger RNA from Osmerus eperlanus (European smelt), 3382 nucleotides. RefSeq names its product TBC1 domain family, member 23 (gene tbc1d23). Gene Ontology annotation, cellular component: trans-Golgi network. Gene Ontology annotation, biological process: embryonic brain development; retrograde transport, endosome to Golgi. The coding region runs from base 85 to 2175 and encodes 696 amino acids. NCBI's taxonomy places the organism in Eukaryota, Metazoa, Chordata, Actinopteri, Osmeriformes, Osmeridae. The transcript has 19 exons. The record is from RefSeq and is a predicted model, not a curated record.